AUGUUUUUCACGUAUUUCCUUGCGUUUUCCUUUUUGUGUUUCAGUCUCAUCGGUUGUCAAGUGGUGGACCCCGAUCAGGAAUACGCCCGCCUUCAUCUUUCUCAGCUCGAUAAAAGGAAUUGGAAAAAACCUCCUCCUCCUCCUUCCACCAAUGCUUCUUACGCUCCCGUAACCGGCUCUUGUAGCGGAUCGCAGCAACUUCUCCAUUCCUUAGAGUCUGGCCAGCUUCCACAAUUAGAAUCCGAUUUUCUCAAAAAACGCUCCCAGUCUUCAAAUGAGGCUCUUCGUUUCUUUUUACAAUCUGCCCAUUCCACCUCUUCUCUCGAUUUGGACAGCCUUCUCGGUGACAAUGGCCCUCGUUUAGGAAUUGCCGUCUCUGGUGGCGGCUACCGUUCCAUGUUUUAUGGUGGUGGUGCUCUAGCUGCGUUUGAUCGUCGAAGCAACGAAACCACUUUGGGUGGUCUUUUGCAAGGUGCUAGUUAUAUCACCGGUGCUGAUGGAGGCUCUUGGCUUGUCAGCUCUUUAGCCAUCAACGAUUUCCGUACCGUGCAAAACUUGUCUUCCUCCAUUUGGUAUUCUCGUCUUGGUAUCUUUUUCGUCGAGGAAACUCACUUUGGCGACAAUAAAAAUUAUUAUACUGAUCUUGUCGACGAAGUCAACCAAAAAGCCGCUGCCGGCUUCAAUGUGAGCUUGACCGACUAUUGGGGUCGUGCUAUCGCUCGCCACACAACUGGUCGCCUUCGUGGUGGUCCCGAUACAACCUACUCUUCCGUGCAAAAAGCUUCUUGGUUCCAAGAUGCUGAAUAUCCUUAUCCCAUUCUCGUCUCUCAAGGCUUGCCUGGUGCACUUUCCGAUGGUCAUAAUGCCACUUUUGCAAAUUCAAGCAUUUACGAGUUUUCUCCUUACUACUUCAACACAUUCGAUAAUAACGUUCGCGCUUACAUGCCCCUCGAAUAUCUUGGAACCAAGUUAAGCAAUGGCUCUGCUGUCGAUAACAAGUGUGUGACUCAAUUCGACAAUGUUGGAUUCUUGAUUGGCACUUCAUCCACGCGCUUCAAUGAAGCUCUCAUGGACGUUAGUUUGCGUCAGUCGCGUAUGAGCCGUCGUCUUGGCUUUACCUUGCGCCAUAUGAGAAUCAAUGGCUCAGCGGUUAGCUACUACAACAACAUGUUUCAUGGCGCCUCUUCUAUAGCAGGUGAUGGAACUGCUUCUUCCGAUGGUUUGACCACUGCUCCUUAUGUUGACUUGUACGACGGUGGUGCCGAUAAGCAAAACAUUCCAGUCUGGCCUUUGCUUCAGCCAGAACGCCGUGUUGACGUUGUUUUGGCCCUCGAUGCUAGCGGUGAUACUGACAACAACUGGCCAAAUGGUACAUCCUUAGUUUCUACCUAUGAACGCAUUACUCAAAAGGCUUCCGAUGCUUCCUACGGAGUAACCUCCUUUGUUCAUAUUCCGUCUGUGGAAACCUUUAUCAACCUUGGCUUAAAUAGUCGUCCAACCUUCUUUGGUUGUGAUGGACGCAACACUACCAGUCAAAGCCAACACGUUGAUGAGAAUACUCCUCCUUUGUUGGUUUAUCUCCCCAAUUCACCCUGGACGGCCGAUUCAAAUAUUGCUGAUGACCGCUAUCGCCUUGGCAAUUCUGACAUACAAGGUUUGGUUCGUAACGGUUUUGUCGCUGCUACCCAAAAUAGUUCUACCGAUUUUGCUUCUUGCUUGGCUUGUGCAGUUGUUCAAAGAUCUCUGGAACGUACAAAUCAAACCACUUCUCAAGCUUGUCAGCAAUGCUUUUCUCAAUACUGUUGGAACGGUACAGUUGACAAUUCCCCUGUAUUUGAUCAAAAAGGAAACGUUAAAUAUAGUCCCGCUGUAAAAAGCGGUGCCAUGCAUCUUUCCACUAAUGUUUUGUUAACUACCUUGCUUGCUAUUUUGCUUACUUUUGGUAUUUUAAACUAA
Molecule: messenger RNA, 1956 nt
Organism: Schizosaccharomyces osmophilus
Lineage: Eukaryota; Fungi; Ascomycota; Schizosaccharomycetes; Schizosaccharomycetales; Schizosaccharomycetaceae
Gene: plb2
Product: phospholipase Plb2
Exons: 1
Coding region: 1-1956 (651 amino acids)
Biological process (GO): glycerophospholipid catabolic process
Cellular component (GO): cytosol; intracellular membrane-bounded organelle
Molecular function (GO): A2-type glycerophospholipase activity
Source: RefSeq, a predicted model, not a curated record